Molecule: messenger RNA, 1866 nt
Organism: Tachysurus vachellii
Lineage: Eukaryota; Metazoa; Chordata; Actinopteri; Siluriformes; Bagridae
Product: interferon alpha/beta receptor 1a-like
Exons: 7
Coding region: 94-1059 (321 amino acids)
Molecular function (GO): protein binding
Source: RefSeq, a predicted model, not a curated record
GGUUCAAGCGUGUUUGUGCACAAUCAGCUGCAGUUACCCCGCAUUCGUGUUCUUGUACAACACGUGAUUGCAGGUGUAAAACUAUGAGCAAGAAUGUCACAGCACCUGGACCUACAGCUCAGUCUGCUGUUCACAAUGACUCUGACCGUCUCGGCCUCUUUGCCAGCCCCACAACAGGUAAAAAUGAUUACACAGGAUGAAAACUACAUGCUUCAGUGGGACUGUAAUUACGGACAGCUGGAAAACCCAGUCUCCUUCACUGCUGAGCAUGUCUACUAUAGUGAUAGAAACAAUGAGGGAUUGUAUAAACGUGUGUGUGAAGGUUCCACUGAGUGUCGGUGUGAUUUCACACACUGUGGGCUGGAUUUUCACGGAUCAUUUCAGAUUAGAGUCCGAGCUGAGGCUGGGCUCCUACGUUCCGAGUGGGCGACGGUGAGGUUCACACCUGAUGAGGAAGUGAUAUUAAUGCCACCCCAAGUGAACGUGACAACAGACAAAGACGUGUUAACACUUACGAUAUCCAAGUUAGUCUUGAGCGACAAGAUGAAGCUGCAGUACAGGGUGCUGUACUGGGAGAAGCUUAAACCUGAAGAGAAACACAUGGAAGUUUAUGCCAGUCCACAUGUUCCACUGAGCUUACUGAAAUCCUGCACUGAAUAUUGUGUGCAAGUUAGCCUCUUAAGCCCCUAUGCCAAUAGCAGCAAUUACUCAUCUCUACAGUGUAAGAGAACGACAGGUUGCCCCUUCGCAUGGCUAGGGAUUCUCUUUGCCAUUCCUCUUUUUGGAGCUUUUGUAUGUCACAAAUGCAGAAGAACAUACCCGGUAUACACAACACCUGAGAGCAUGCUAGCAAUUCCAUCGACUCCGUCACUCCUAGAAGUGCAGGAAGAGCGUUGGACAGUAGCUCAUGUGAUCACACCUGCCAUAGAGCCCAAAAAUACGGUGGAUAAAGAACAGGAACAGGAAAACACAGCAGAACCUCAGAAUCCUGAGUCAAUAGGCCAGCGGAGUCAUGGCUCGGUGCAGGACUCUGGCUUCAGCUCUGGAUUAGGGAGCUGAUCAGUUACUAGAAGCUCUACCAAAAGUCUCCAGUUACAAACAGAAGACUUCUGAGAGUUUCAUGUACAAGGCCCUCCCGGUCCUGCAUAGUAUAUGUUUUGUUUUUCAGGGUACUUAAAAGAAUUUUGCUCUAUGCCCUCCUCUCAGCAAGGUCUUAGAAACAAAGUAUUGCACUAUAUGUUUACGGAAAUCUGGGAAGAGUGCAGGCUCACACAUGCUUCCCUCAUCUAUUUACAUGAGCUCACAGGGGAAUAUCUGGUCUCUCUUUGAUUGACAGAAGAGAGAUUAGAUUAGUUCAGGUUAGCCUCAGAUUCCUGUUCUUCAGGAGAGAAACCUGAUGUGCUCUUCUGCCGUUGUACUGUAGCUCAUCCACCUCAGGUUUUGAUGAUGAUGCUUGCCUAGAUGAUUUUCUGCUCACGGUUAUGAAUAUUAAUGAUAUGAGUUACAAAAUCCUUCAUGGUAAUUUGGAAUCUAGCCAUUUGUCUGAUCUUUCUCAUCAACAUGGUGUUUCCACACACAGAACAGUGUUUUUUUUGUUUUGCUCCAUUUAGUGUAAACUCAGUAGUUUCUGAAAUAUCAAAAAUGUACAGGAAUCUGACAUUUCCUUCAUUGUGGUGUACGAUGUAAGCAUUAACCCGAAGCUCUUGAGCUGCAUCCCCAUGGUAUUAUGCAUUGUGCUGCUGCUAAAUGAUUGACUGAUUAUAUAUAUAAUACUUGUAAAAACGUGUUCACAUAUUAUUGCUGUCUUUCCUACAAAUUUGUAAUUAUUAGUUCACAAUAACGAUAAAUAAAUAUAUGUAAUAAUAA